This is a messenger RNA of Acanthosepion pharaonis, 930 nucleotides long. Lineage: Eukaryota; Metazoa; Mollusca; Cephalopoda; Sepiida; Sepiidae. The record is from the annotation of a GenBank genome assembly.
AUGACGUUUCAUCAGCCGUUAGUGUUUCUUUUACUACCUUUGAAUCAACCGCAAUUUAUCAGUCUCUCUCUCUCCCUCUCUCUCUUUCUAUCUCUCUCUCUUUCUAUCUCUCUCUCUCCCUCUCUUUCUAUCUCUCUCCUCCUUUUUCUCUCUUUUCUUAGUCUCUCUUGUUUUUAUCUAUAUUUAAUCUUGACUUUUUUCUUUUGUCUACAUCUAUCUAUCUAUCUAUCUAUCUAUCUAUCUAUCUAUCUAUCUAUCUAUCUAUCUUUGUCAGUCUCGUCUUCUUCUAUCUAUCUAUAUCAUCUUUAUUCUUUCUUUCACUUUAUUCGUUCUUAUUCACUUUUCUUUUCUUCUUUCUUUCUUUCUUUCUUUCUUUCUUUCUUUCUAAUUUAUACUUCCCCCCUUUUGAUGCCAUUCACAUCAUCUGAACCUACCAUCUCCCAACCUAACCUAGGACCACGUUUUCUCUCUGCCCACCCAGAUAAAAUUCCGUUAUCUAUCUAUAUUUCUGAGAUCUAUCUAUCUAUCCAUUAUCUAUCCUAUUAUCGUCAUUAUCUAUCUAUCUAUCUAUCUAUCUAUCCAUCUCAUCUUAUCCAUAUUUAUCUAUCUAUCGGCCUUUCAGUAUCUGUCUAUAUUUCUGAGAUCUAUCUAUCUAUUUACAUCUAUCGGACUAUCCUCAUCUUAUCUAUUUAUACAUCUAUCCCAGUCUUUCAUUAUCUAUCUAUAUUUCCAUCUAUCUAUCGAUCUAUUACAUCUAUCGGAUAUUAUCCUCAUCUUCGUCCAUAUUUAUCCAUCGUUCUAUCUAUCUAUCUAUCUAUCUAUGAGAUCCAUCUAUCUAUGUACACUAUUUACAUUAUUCGGUCAUUAUUGUCCUCAUCUUUCUAUCUAUCUAUAGAACUAUCUAUCCUUUCUAUCUAUCUAUAUUUCUGA